Micromonas commoda is the source of this 906-nucleotide messenger RNA. RefSeq lists its product with no specific name. The coding region runs from base 1 to 906 and encodes 301 amino acids. The transcript has a single exon. Lineage: Eukaryota; Viridiplantae; Chlorophyta; Mamiellophyceae; Mamiellales; Mamiellaceae. The record is from RefSeq and is a predicted model, not a curated record.
AUGCGAGCGUUCGUGUUCGGUUUCGUUGGACGCCUCAUCCCUCGCGACGGCACCCGCGACGGCACCCGCGGCGAGUCGCGCGACGUCGAGAUGUUCGCGAGCCACGCCUCGGACCCCACGCUGGUCACCGCUAUGAGCCUCGUCGCCAACGAGGUUAUAUCAGCCCACGACCAAGACGAGCCCGGUCACUACCAGACCACCUUCGGCGCCGACAGCGCGAAGCGAUGCUACACCCUCGUCGUGGUUCCGCGAAGCGGCGGGGAGAGAUCCGAGCCGACGCUGGCGUGCGAGGACGGCGGUCCUCCGGAUCACUCGCUCGUCUCAGCGCUCGAGGCUCGAAAGAGAAGCGCCGGGCUCGUUCGCGUCGUGUUUGGCGUCAUCGUGUCGUCGCGGGGCGCGCCUUUGAGCGCGAGACCGGAGCCCGAGGCGUGCGCGGAGUGGCUCGACACCCUUCGCGCCGAAUUCGAGUCGAGAUACUCCACCGGCGCGUACGUGGGCAGGACCAAAACGGUCGGGCGCGGCGACUCUUACAACUUCGAAGCUCUCGCCGAGACUCUUCGCCGGCUGGCGUCCUCCUUCGAUGACGACGAACGCGACGGCGACGCACCAAAGGUCGAAAAGGCACGAACGAGGAGGAGGCAAGGGGACGCGGCGUUCGCCGUGGUCGUGGACGCGAACGACGGGCCGCUCGAAGACGCAAACGGGCAACGAGGCGACGAUCGGGCGGAAGAAACAACGUCGCUGGUUCGACGGGAGCCGCCGCCGGAGGGCGCGGGUUCGAUACUCGCCGGUGUCAUUCGCGGGCGAAACGUCCGCGCGCGGUGCGUCACCGCCCUCGCGGUGCUGCUCGCCGCGUUCGUCGCGCUCCUGGCGGCGUGCGGGGGGUACGGGUGCCUGAAUCGAUGA